AUGACGUUUGAUCAACAAGACGCUAUCACUGCUUUUAACGCAAACCAUAGGCUGGCCCUCACGGAUAUUUUAUAUUUCUAUGGGCAUGUCCCAAUUACCUCCAAGAUCACUGCUGUGAGAUUGCUUUCAUACGACUUGCAAUCUAUGACAAUCAGGUUCCAUCACAACGAGGUCGAGUUUGAUAUUGACAAGUUAAUCGUAUUCGAGACACCAUUGACGCAAUUAUCUGAUUUCACCGUAUACAUCGACAAGAUGGUUAGAAAAGCUGCGAAGGAGAGAAACUACUCGCAUAUACAGAUUAAUGAGGUUGUGUACCCUAACAAUAUAGUCGAAUACAUCAUUAUUGUGGCUGUUUUCCUGCCAUUGAUGUGUUAUUUCUACCGUCCAUUGCUUCACCUGCUGCCAUUGCCAGAAUUCAUUAAAGAGUUCCUAGACAAUGACUUUAUAUUGAUUGCUAUCGAAGCUCUAGCUAUCAUUACCCACAUUUUAGAGACAUACAUAUUAUUAAGACCAAAAUUGAAGUUCUACAGGGUCCCAACCGAUUUUCUGAUUGAAUGGUACGCAUUGGGCCUUCUUGAAGGCUAUGCUCCUGCCAAGAGACUCGAACAACUUGCAAUGGAGAAACUAAAGUCUGAGUAG
Tetrapisispora phaffii CBS 4417 is the source of this 639-nucleotide messenger RNA. RefSeq lists its product as uncharacterized. Lineage: Eukaryota; Fungi; Ascomycota; Saccharomycetes; Saccharomycetales; Saccharomycetaceae. The record is from RefSeq and is a predicted model, not a curated record. The transcript has a single exon. The coding region runs from base 1 to 639 and encodes 212 amino acids.